Molecule: messenger RNA, 1755 nt
Organism: Histoplasma capsulatum G186AR
Lineage: Eukaryota; Fungi; Ascomycota; Eurotiomycetes; Onygenales; Ajellomycetaceae
Exons: 1
Coding region: 248-1255 (335 amino acids)
Biological process (GO): negative regulation of SCF-dependent proteasomal ubiquitin-dependent catabolic process; regulation of ERK1 and ERK2 cascade; protein dephosphorylation
Cellular component (GO): cytoplasm; nucleoplasm
Molecular function (GO): F-box domain binding; protein tyrosine/serine/threonine phosphatase activity
Source: RefSeq, a predicted model, not a curated record
CCGUUAUGUGACAGGAAACGCUUGUUUAAAAUCAUUAUAUGCUUCAAACCAUUGUGUCUUAUCCUCCGAUACCCCCACAGCCAAACCGUUUCACCAGAAGAGAUAUUGUUUAGAGGGCGAUAGUGGCCAUCCACGAGGGUUGGAGAUGUUAUACCCCUACUAGUCCGCAACAGCAGUGUUCAUUUCCUCUUCAUCAUCAGAGCGCAUUGGACACAUAAUUUCCGGUUAAUCGUGUUUUCCGCUAGAAAUGGGAGAGCAGAAUCUGAAUCAAGGGGCGGCGACUCCUGGAAGCCAUGAAACUUCAUAUAUCCCUACUCAACCAUAUUGCUCUGGCCUCGAGACUGUCUGGACGGGCAUCUCGAACUCAUUGGAUUACAACCUGCUUCGAAACUUCGAGGCACCAACAUCUCACGAUUUCCCUAGCGGCUACUUAGCCUGUGAUGAAUUCUUUAAAUCACUCGGGCAAGAAAGCUUCCGUUCCGCUUUCAGGCUGAUGGAAUGGCAGUAUGAUCAACGCAGAGAGGCCCAAAUGAUUCUCCCAUUCCUUUACAUUGGACCGACAUCUUCAGCACGAGACCCUGAUUUUGUGAAACGAGAAGGAAUAACGUAUCUUCUAGGAAUUAGAGGCCCACUCCCUUACCACGCUCGCAUUGUCGAUGCAGAUAAAUGUGCUGCCAUGCAUGGCAUUGAAUCUGACAAUUUCAUCGUCGUGGAUGACCAAGAUCUUAUUAAAUCGCUGCCUGAUAUCAUUCGAGGAAUCAACGAACAUAUAUGCUGCUGUCCAGCUCACCACACAGGUGCAACCACCACUCCUGGGAAUGAUAUCAGAAGCAAACCAUGGAAAAAAGUCUUGAUUUUCUGCGAGACGGGGAACGAGCGUUCAGCAGCUGUCGCUAUCGCCUAUUUGAUGGCAAUCCUCAAUUACGAUGUUCAAACCGCCUUCAUCAAUGUCCAGGGUCGAAGACUCUGCUGCAAUCUCCCAGAAUCUUUGAAACGCGUGCUUCAAACGUUUGGAUCCAUCCUCGCCGCGAGGAGGGACGUCAUGAAAGCACAGGAUGCGAUCAACGGUUCCAAUGGAAGGACAACCAACACCGUGGGAUUUCCCAGCCCAAAGAAAAGACCGAUUGAUGCCACACGAGAGUUAGAGGAUAGUGUUUGUAAUUUUCCGGAUGUUGAAAUGCAGGCCUCCUUAGAUGACGAGCGCUUCGCGUCCAGAAGUCCUCAGCCUCCUUUUAGCGAUGCAGAUGGCGGAUAAUUCCAACCCUUGAUAUGUGCACAUUGCGAGCGAGCGAAUACACGCACAGCAACCUGCUAGGAAUCAUUGCUGUAGUAGACGGGUGUAACCGAGAGCGAUUGAAAACAUAUCACACAGGAAAUCGUCCCUUCCAUCCGCACUUUUCUUUAUCUGCUUCCAUGGAGCACAAAACACGGGUUUAUAUAUAGAGCAUAUGACGUUUGCUUGGGACUCUCUCUCGCUCUUGAUUUUUGUUGUAUACCAGGAAAUCGUAUUUUGCUUUUCCUUUUGCCAAACGUGAUAAGCGUCAGGCGUUUGGCUGCGUUCGGCUUUUGUCACUGCUUCGCUUCUUUCCGCUCGUAUUCCUUCUUUGUAUUAAUUUUAAUUGAUGCCCUUUGUCAAGAGGGAGAAUUCCUACUUGUCGUUGACAAUAUUGUUCAAAAACCCCCACCCCCCCAUACAUAAAAAUUCAAAAGGAAACCCUUUCAGAAAGCAUUUUCAAUAAAAUAUUUCAACUUUUC